Messenger RNA from Drosophila sechellia, 1778 nucleotides. It is a transcript of the gene ben, whose product is annotated as bendless. The coding region runs from base 235 to 690 and encodes 151 amino acids. NCBI's taxonomy places the organism in Eukaryota, Metazoa, Arthropoda, Insecta, Diptera, Drosophilidae. The record is from RefSeq and is a predicted model, not a curated record. The transcript has 2 exons.
AUACUAGCGAACGGCUACAUUUUUUUUCGAGUGUGCUCGACAUUCAUAAUUUUUGUGGUGGAGCUGCCUGCAAAAUCGAAUUUUAUCGGUUUGCCAACGAAGUAUCGGACAUAACUGCAAAUAAAGUUCAACAAUAACUUGGCGCUGUUACGCUCUCAACGAGAAGGCCCAGACUCAAUCCGCGUUUCCAGUUUACCGCGUAGAAGGAACUAAAUAGAAGUUACCAGCUGAACGAUGUCCAGCCUGCCACGUCGCAUCAUCAAGGAGACUCAGCGUUUGAUGCAGGAGCCAGUGCCUGGGAUCAAUGCCAUUCCCGAUGAGAACAAUGCCCGUUACUUCCAUGUGAUCGUGACCGGACCGAACGAUUCGCCCUUCGAGGGCGGCGUGUUCAAGCUGGAGCUGUUCCUACCGGAGGACUAUCCGAUGUCGGCGCCUAAGGUGCGCUUCAUCACGAAGAUCUACCAUCCGAACAUCGAUCGUUUGGGCCGCAUUUGCCUCGACGUGCUGAAGGACAAGUGGAGUCCAGCCCUGCAGAUCCGCACCAUAUUGCUGUCCAUUCAGGCACUGCUCAGUGCACCCAAUCCCGACGAUCCGCUGGCCAACGAUGUGGCCGAGUUGUGGAAGGUCAACGAGGCGGAGGCCAUUCGCAAUGCCCGCGAGUGGACCCAGAAAUAUGCCGUCGAAGACUGAACGCCCGAGGUCAGGAGGAAAGUCAGAAAGCGGAUCCGUCAGUUGUAUGGGCGAUUUUCCAGAAAGUGGGUGCGUGACAUGGACGGGCGGGUGGGGAAAAUGCAUACUUUAAAAACAACCAGAAAAACCUAAAGCAUACGAAAGAAAACAUAAAAUAAGAUAAAAAAAGCAAGCAAGAAAAAAAAAAACGAUUUAAAAACACAUAUUUUUUUUCGAACCUUCUGGGGCGGGAUAUACAUAUAAAAUAUUAAUAUAUAUUUUUUUUUCAACCAAUCGAUCGGGGCGAUCGGCGAAAUGGAAGAGAGAUAGCGAAAGCAUUCUUUAUGUAAAAAAACAUAAAACGAAAAAUGAAAAAAAAAAAAAAAAGAAAACAGUAAUUGGUUUUAAUCGUUUCUAUUGAUUUGUUCGAGGGGUCUGGUGUCUAUAUACAUAUAGCCGUAUAUAAUUCUAUGUGUAACUGAAAUAACCAACCCAUAACCAUUAAAACAUGUAGCAUCAGAUAAUAAAUCAAUUGGAAAGGCAACUAGAAGGGAUUUUGAUUUCCUUGAACUCGUACAUUCAGUCGAAAAGUCAUUUGUAAACUCGGUUUAAAUGUCUAUUCAAAAUAGAGAGUUUUGAAUGUAUAAUUUUCAGUGUUUCAGAAAAUUUAAGAUGUGAUCGUCCAACUCGUAGACUUUACUUUUCUUAACUAAGUUCAACAUUUCGAUCUAUACUUGAGCUUUGCCUGGGUUGUGUCAGAGUCCCUUUUAUAAACGAUAAAUAGUUUUACUCGAAAACAAUUUUUUUUAACCAAACAAUGAAGCCUUUAAGCUAUUAGUAAUUUUUGAAAGAAAAAUAUAUAAAAAAUAUACAAAAAUAUGAUACAUGAACAAAAUACAAUGAAUGCAUACACUAUAUAUUUAUACAAAAAAAAAAAAAAAGAAGUAGUGGCUUGAUUGCGUGAAAAUUUCAAGUGCAGUUCCCAACAAAAAAUGUGUACAGUAAUUAAAUGUUUGUCACCGAAAUCACUAAAGGCUAAUCCAAAAAACAAUAGCAACCGAAAAGCAACCAUAAAUCAAAGAGUAAUCGAAAUAAAAAUUAAGCAAAUA